Messenger RNA from Naegleria gruberi, 2548 nucleotides. RefSeq lists its product as uncharacterized. Gene Ontology annotation, molecular function: hydrolase activity, hydrolyzing N-glycosyl compounds; DNA ligase (ATP) activity; ATP binding. The record is from RefSeq and is a predicted model, not a curated record. The transcript has a single exon. NCBI's taxonomy places the organism in Eukaryota, Heterolobosea, Eutetramitea, Acrasida, Naegleriidae. The coding region runs from base 1 to 2541 and encodes 846 amino acids. Gene Ontology annotation, cellular component: nucleus; mitochondrion. Gene Ontology annotation, biological process: DNA recombination; lagging strand elongation; DNA repair.
AUGAGGGUUGAUAUUGAAUGUAACUCCAGGUUUUGUGAUGGAAGAACUGUGUGUGACAUUUAUCACAUGACAAAUCUUCCAAAGAAUGUUCAUGUUACUAUGAAAAUGAAUGUGUCAGCCUUUUGGGAUUUACUUUUUGAUUGUUUGAAUCAAGUUAACAAUGUUACUGUCUCAACCAGAAUUAAUGAAACGACAUCGCGCCAAAAAUUGUUGUUAAAAAUAAAAAAAAAUGAAAAAAGAACAAUCUUCCUUGACGUAAGUUUCACAAAUCUGGAGCAAAGCCAUAAUUACCGUAAAAACAGAUCAUUCUUUGGAUCAAAAAAUUCGCAACAAACAGAGAAAAGAAAAAGAAACGAUGAGGAGAGAAAAGAAAAAGUUGAACAAUCCGAUGAAACAAAAAAAAGAAAAAUAAUAGAUGAUGAAAUUGAUGACGAAACAAUAGAAGAAGAGGAGGAGGAAAAAACCUCUACAUUAAUGGAUACUACAUCAUACUCUUCCGAUGAAGAAGAGGAAGAAGAUCAUGAUGAGAUUGAAGAAGAAAAUGAUUCGGUUUCUUGUAAAGUUUCAACGAGUGUUAAAAAGAAUUCUAAAGCUCCAAACUAUGAAUACAACUCAUACGACCCAAUCGCCUCUGCAACCUGGAAGACUGGAAAUAGGUUUGUUUUUACUACUCUAAUUUUGUCUAAAUUUAAAAGUGCACCAUACCUUUUUCUUGCCAAAACUUUAGAUGAAAUUUCAAAAAUUGGUUCUUCUAUCAAAAAAACUGAACUGUUAUGUAAUUGUUUUAGAAGUAUUAUUGCUACAUCACCAAGUGAUUUGCUUUAUUCUGUCUAUUUAUCUAUUAACAAAUUAGCGCCUUCCCACUUUGGUAUCGAGUUGGGUGUUGGUGAAAGUUUAAUUAUGAAAGCUCUAGCAGAGGCAACCGGAAAGACAUUGAAGAAAAUCAAAGAAUUGAGUGUUAAAGAAGGUGAUCUUGGUCUAGUGGCAAAUGUAGCUAGAAGUACACAAAAAACCAUGUUCAAACCUAAAUCAUUAACCCUUAAGAGUGUUUAUGAUUCGUUCAAAUUUAUUGCCACAACAGAAGGUAAGAAGAGUAUGAACACAAAAGUAGAGAAGAUUAAAUUAUUGCUCGUUUCCUCAGUUGAUGUUGAGCCAAUGUUUAUCAUAAGGUCCUUACAAGGUAAAUUGAGAAUAGGACUUGGUGAAGAGACAGUGCUAAUUGCUCUUUCCCAUGCGAUUUUAUUGAGUAGGGGUGGUAAAAAAGUUCUAGAUGAAGCAGACCUUAAGUUUGCUAAGGAAACUCUUAAAUCUGUCUACUCUGAACUUCCAAGUUAUGAUGACAUUAUACCAGCUUUAUUAGAACAUGGUUUCGAAAAGUUACAUGAUAUUUGCCAUUUGAAACCUGGAUUUCCAGUUCGUCCAAUGUUGGCUAAGAGCGCAAAAGGUGUUCAAGAAUUAUUUGACAGGUUUGGAGAAAAAGAAUUUACCUGUGAAUUCAAAUAUGAUGGAGAGAGAGCCCAAAUACACAUGCUUCCAGAUAAGUCUAUCAAAAUUUUCAGUAGAAAUAUGGAAAACCACACCAGCAAAUAUCCUGACUUGAUUCAAAUGCUUCCUCAAGUUACUAAAGAACAUGUCAAGAGUUUCAUUAUUGACUGUGAGGUUGUUGCCUUUGAUCCUAUUGAAAAAAAGAUUAAACCUUUCCAGGUACUAAGCACAAGAGGAAGAAAAAAUAUUAAUAUUAAUGAUAUCAAGGUUCAGGUUUGUCUAUUUGCCUUUGAUAUUCUGUACAUUAAUGGUGAGUCAUGCCUCAAGAAGAAUCUUAAGGAAAGAAGAGGAAUACUUCAUGAUUCUUUCGCUACCUCUGACGAUAAAUUCAUGUUUGCAUCCCACAGAGAUACAAACGACCUUAAUGACAUUCAAGUGUUUUUGGAAGAUUCAAUCAAGGGUAACUGUGAAGGUUUGAUGGUUAAAACUUUAGAGGUAGAUGCCACUUAUGAACCCUCAAAAAGGUCUUUCAACUGGUUAAAGCUUAAGAAGGAUUAUAUUGAAGGGUUAGGUGACUCGGUUGACUUGGUAGUUAUCGGAGGCUACAAGGGAAGAGGUAAACGUACUGGUGUUUAUGGUGGCUUUUUACUUGCAUGCUUUGAUCCAGAAUCCGACCAAUACCAAUCUAUAUGUAAGAUAGGAACAGGAUUUUCAGACGAAAUGCUGAAGGAAUGUGCAGAUAAAAUGAAUGAACACAUAAUUUCUGCACCAAAAUCCUACUUUAGCUUUAGAGAAAGUCAAAGACCUGAUGUAUGGUUUGAUGCCAAUGUUGUUUGGGAGAUUAAGGCAGCUGAUCUUACCAUUUCGCCUGCUCACAUGGCUGCAAUAGGACUAGUUGAUGAAUCUAAAGGUAUUGCCCUAAGAUUUCCAAGAUUUGUUAGAACAAGAGAAGACAAAAAGCCAGAACAAGCCACCUCAGCAGAGCAAAUAGCUGACCUUUACAAUUCCCAAGCUGUUAUUGCUCAAAACAAAAAGCCAAAUAAAAACCAUUUUUAAAGUUUAU